UUGAAGGCUUGACAAUUUGGAUAUGGCCAAUUUUCAAGACGUUUUUACUAGCACUGAAUAUCGAAACUGGAUGAAAUGCCAUUUUGCACAAAGCCUUGCUAAGGAUGUUCUAACUGAUGUCGUUGAGGCAGAGAUUGAAUCGUUUCGUAUUCAGAUAUUACACCAUGCUCAAGUCACUACGCUUCAGCCACAUGGCACAGUAUGUAACAAAUGCAUGACUCCUAAUGUUAUCAAAUGCCCUACAAAGACAGUGUGCACAACAAAACACAGAGGCUGUAAAUUUCACAACAGUGUCGCUCUCAGUAACAGAAGAUGUCCAACGAACGGCAUGUGUGAUAGUUUGUGCAAAGCGAUUAUUGACAAUCAUCGUUUUAAAGGACCUUCCUGGAAAAAUACGGACGCAACCCAAUGGUGCACAAUCGCGUGGUCGAUUGCUAAAUGUUACAUGCCCCCAGAUGGGUACGAGAAUGUUAACACGGCUCAUGACACCGAUUUUAACGGCAUUGUGAAUAUCAUCAUAAACUGUAUCAAAUUUCAGAAGUACUUUAAAGACGACCUAAGCAAAUCUGCCAAUAUCUGCACAAAGGUUAGAGACAAGUGCAAAACGCUAAGACAUUCCCCUACUAUGACGAUGGCUGAUGACGAUAUGGGCCAUUUUAUAGACACCCUUGUGGGCAUUCUAAAUGAUUCAGUAUACGUGAACAAUCAUUCUAAAUUUACUGAGACAAUCCAGAAACUACGUAAGUUGAAAACAGAUGCAUUAGGGGUUUCUGCAACUGACAUGAACCGAACGUUAGAAGAUGCGCUAUUAAACCUAACCACUAUGGUCAAGAGUUGCAGCGAUAUAAAGCUUGAGGACCGCGACUCUUUAAAAUUACAACAUAUGCUCAAUGUGGCUGACUCGCUGCACCAUCUCACUGGUGAUGUUCGAACCCGCAUAGAGCAUGCUCUUUCUGGUGAAAAGAAUGAAACGGCGUCGUCGAACAAAACGAUUGGCGCUGUUGCGGCUAGUGUCGCUGGUAUAGCAGGGGUUGCAGGCAUAACAGCGGCAUCAUUUAGUGUCGGCGGAGCUGGACCUGCGUCAAUGGGAGCCGGUAUAGCAGCAGCUACGUUUGCCUCGACUGCUGGAUCCACACUUGCCUUUGGUUUAGCAUUAUUAGGCGCUGUUGCUGCGCCUGUUGUGCCUAUCACGCUAGCAUCACUAUAUAGGCAACAAACAGUAGAAGAGACGGACGUGAUCCUCGUGUCUCUUACCAUUCGCUUCUGUGUGUUUUUCCUGCUCGUCGUACAGAAUGAAGUGCACUACUCGUAG
Messenger RNA from Dreissena polymorpha, 1312 nucleotides. RefSeq lists its product as uncharacterized. Bases 23 to 1312 code for a protein of 429 amino acids. Lineage: Eukaryota; Metazoa; Mollusca; Bivalvia; Myida; Dreissenidae. The record is from RefSeq and is a predicted model, not a curated record. The transcript has 4 exons.